This is a messenger RNA of Daphnia pulicaria, 586 nucleotides long. RefSeq names its product dorsal-ventral patterning tolloid-like protein 1. The record is from RefSeq and is a predicted model, not a curated record. The transcript is spliced from 4 exons. NCBI's taxonomy places the organism in Eukaryota, Metazoa, Arthropoda, Branchiopoda, Diplostraca, Daphniidae. Bases 18 to 548 code for a protein of 176 amino acids.
UCGAGCCACCAGACGAAAUGUUCCUCGUGACAGCUUUCUUGGCAAUCCUCUGCUUUCAGUUGAUGGUAUUCCAUUUGGUUUCCUUCCCGUUUUUGGCCAUUCAAGCAGAGAGGAAAAUCGGGAAACCGAACAAUUUAUUGGCAGGAAAGACAGACACCCUUGCCAUUCCGUGCAAUAUCACAGGCGAUUGUGGAUCGUGCAAAAAUGUGACAGAGGAUGGCGGGAUAAUUGAAUCUCCGAAUUUCCCGGACGAUUACAGCUCCAAUUUGAGUUGCCUCUUUACAAUCAAUGCGCCACCGGAAAAGAAAAUUAAUCUGACUUUUACAGAACUUUCCGUCAAAGAGUGCUGUGAUUUUAUAACCGUAUUCGACGGAUUCGCCAAUCCGCUUCGGGUUAGUUUAAAUGGUUACGAUAGUCCAGCGGAUGUGAUCUCACCGUCCAAUCAAAUGGCGGUAAAGUUUUCUUCGAAUGAUGAAAAUAUUACAGAAUUUGGUGCAACUAAAUUAAGACCUGUGUCGAGAUGGCAAGCGACAUUCACCUUCGUAUGAAAUUGAAAAAUGUUGAAUUUUUACUUUGUGAUCGACUA